GGGAGAUCUCAGAGAUCCAGGAACUUCAUUGGAAAUUUUAACUUUGCCUCGUGGCAGUUUCGGUGAGUCGUGAAUAUUCAUCCCACCGGGGCUUGGCUUAGGGCUGCGGCCCGGCCGGGCGGGUGAGAGCGUUUGCCCCGCAGAGGUGGCGGACCGCUGGGAAAUACACGUGGGGUACUUAGUUACCUUAGGGGAAGCGCAGGGCUGGGAACUAGAAGCGUGAACAGAGAUUUCUUUAUUCAUUCUUGGAGAUCGGAAAGUCACCCUUAAUCCCAUUAUAAAGGAUCAAUAGAUGGGCCGGUGUUCCAGCUGGGGAAUGACGCGCGCGAAGGCCCCAAAGUGUUGGAGCAGCUCCAAGAUGACGGAUACCGGCUGGAAUUUAGAACGAUGAAGUCAUACGGAAGCGUCUCCUAAUUGAUGGAGAUGGCGCUGGAGAUGAUCGCAGAAUUAAUCUGCUAGUGAAAAGCUUCAUUAAGUGGUGCAACUCUGGAUCCCAGGAAGAGGGAUACAGCCAGUACCAACGUAUGCUGAGCACACUGUCCCAGUGUGAAUUUUCCAUGGGCAAAACUUUGCUGGUAUAUGAUAUGAAUCUCAGAGAAAUGGAAAAUUAUGAAAAAAUUUACAAAGACAUAGAAUGUAGCAUUGCUGGAGCACAUGAGAAAAUUGCUGAGUGCAAAAAGCAAAUUCUUCAAGCAAAACGAAUACGAAAAAAUCGCCAAGAAUACGAUGCUUUGGCAAAAGUGAUUCAGCAUCAUCCGGACAGGCAUGAGACAUUAAAGGAACUAGAGGCUCUGGGCAAAGAAUUAGAACAUCUGUCACAUAUUAAAGAGAGUGUUGAAGACAAGCUGGAAUUGAGACGGAAACAGUUUCACGUUCUUCUUAGUACCAUCCAUGAACUUCAGCAAACACUGGAAAAUGAUGAAAAGCUCUCAGAGGUGGAGGAAGCUCAGGAAACAAGCAUGGAAGCGGAUCCUAAGCCAUAGACAGGCUAACGCUCACCAUUCCCAAGACUACUGAAGUAGCAGUACUAUCUUAGUGUGUUUAGAAUUUGCUGUGCUCUUGAGAGACUUAAAGUUUUGACAGUGAACUACUUUGCUUUUAAAUGUUAAUGUACAAUUCAUAUUUCUUCACACAAAGGAAAAACUUCAGUAUAGAUUUGUUUUUUAUUGAAAUACCUUUUUUAUAAUUCUUAAAAGGUAGGAAGCCACAUCCAAAAACGUUUAAUAAAACUUUUUCAAGCCAGA
Molecule: messenger RNA, 1244 nt
Organism: Miniopterus natalensis
Lineage: Eukaryota; Metazoa; Chordata; Mammalia; Chiroptera; Miniopteridae
Gene: THOC7
Product: THO complex subunit 7
Biological process (GO): mRNA processing; mRNA export from nucleus
Cellular component (GO): THO complex part of transcription export complex
Source: RefSeq, a predicted model, not a curated record